Molecule: messenger RNA, 5391 nt
Organism: Heterocephalus glaber (naked mole-rat)
Lineage: Eukaryota; Metazoa; Chordata; Mammalia; Rodentia; Bathyergidae
Source: RefSeq, a predicted model, not a curated record
CUUUACAAUAAAAGCCCGACAUAUUUUCAAGGCAUUUGCUGGAUUUAUGGAACUCUUAAUUCUGUAUAUAACAUGUUAAGUGUUACUAGUUUGCUUCCAGGCACGUCUCUUCCAUGCUGUACCUUAUCCUUAAGGCAACAUGGCUGAUAUAGUGAGCAGAAUUGUUGGUGAGGACGAUGGAGGGAAACUUUUUACUCCUGACGAAUACGAAGAAUACAAAAGAAAAGUUUUACCUACGCGCUUACAAAACAGGUUGUUUGUGAGCUGGCGGUCCCCAACAGGAAUGGAUUGCAAACUUGUUGGCCCAGAGACACUGUGUUUUUGUACACAUAGGUAUAAACAACAUAAAACUGACUUUGAAACGAUUCCGCAGCAGCGCCCCAUUGCCCUGCCUUGCCGUGUGACUGGCUGCCCAUGCAGGGCUUACCAUUAUGUCCCUCUGAAUGGUGCCCAGCCCAUUCGCUGCAGGUGCAAACACUUUGCAGACCAGCAUAGUGCCGCAUCUGGCUUUGCAUGUAACACAUGUUCCAAGUGUUCAGGCUUCCAUAGCUGCUUCACUUGUGCUUGUGGUCAGUCUGCACAUGCCCAUGAUACCGUGGUGGAAACAAAGCAAGAAAGACUGGCUCAGGGAAAACCAGUGGGACAAGAUGUUUCUUAUGCAGCGAUGGGAGGGCUUACUGGUUUCAGCUCCCUGGCUGAGGGCUACAUGCGAUUGGACGGCAGUGGGGUCGGUGCACCUUCAGUUGAAGCUUUAGACUCUCCAGUUAUGUCCAUGGAUCACCCAUUUCUAAAAGCAUUUCAAACAUCAUCUACAUCUCCAGAAACACUGACAGAUGUUCUCUCUAGGGGAUGUAAUCCGGAGAUGAUCACAGCAGGUACAAGUACCCAAGUUUCUUCCUUAAGGAGACCAGAAGAGGAUGAUACGGCUUUCUUUGGAAGACGAUACCAGGACAGGAUAAAAAUGGAAAAGGCUGCUAAGCACAAAGGAAAAGCUCAAUUGCCAUCAACUACAAAGCCUUCAUGAAGUCUCUUGGACAAUCAAAGCCAUCAUCUAAAUAUAUCUUUUUCUGUGCUUAUUUAAAUGUAAUAAUAGAGUUUAUUUUCUCUGUUACUUUUUAAAAUGUGUAAGUAUGUAUUUUGGGAUGUUUUCUUAAUUUAUUGAAGUAAGUGAAUUAUAUUAUUUUUGACAAAAUUCAUGAUUUAUCACUUUAUAUGUGCAUUUUUCUCUUUCUUAACAAGUGAUAUUGUAUUAGUCAAACCUUUAAAGUACAGUAUUUUUAGCCUAUUAUAAUUUAAAUGUUUUCAGGUUAUUUAAAAAAAUUAGGGCUUGGGGAUGUAGCUCAGUGGUGCUAUGCUUGCCUGGUAAGCGAAAGGGCUUGAAUUUGAUUCCUGGUACCAGAAAAAAAAAAUUAAAGACAUGGAAGCCAAUAUAUAAAUGCUCCCUCUUCCAUCAGAAUUGACUAGGCAGUUCUGAGAUGUAUUAAACCUCCUCAGAAAAUCCUGUGGGAUUGAGCACUAGUCACCCAUAGAAGCGGGCAACCCAACAAUAUAUUCUUAUAUUAGCUUUCUCUCUUUUACUCCCUCAUCCUUACUUCUAGCUCCCUCAGAUCACUUCCAAAAUGAUUUAGCUAUAUGUGAACAUUUGUCUUAGGUUUUUUUUUUGUUUUUUGAGUAUGGGGUAAACUCAGUACCAAGAAUGGCCUUAUAAUACACUCAGGAUGGGAUUCUGUGACUGGAUCACUUACUGCAGUGGUUUGGAUGAAAUGUAAGUGGAAUCUGGAGUGUUAGGUUAUGCUGUAGCUGUUAUGCAGUGGCUGUGUUACUGGAGUGGAAUGUGACUAAUGGGAAUUUUAAGGCUGGUUAGCUACAGUUAACUGCUUUGGAAACCUUGUACAAAGAAAAUGACAUAAACUUAUGUUAACCACUUAGUGGCAGCCAUGCUUUGAAAGCCAUAGUCUCUCAAUAGCAUCCUUUAAGGAAAAUCUAAUCUCCCAAAGAUAUAGGGCAGAUUGUGGUGAUCAGAUCUAAAUUUAGUAGUAAAGAUAGCAAGGCUGCAAAGGAAAUAGAAAGCACAGUUUCAAUAGUCUCCUCCAACAAAGUCUGACAGAAAAAGAAUGGAACCCUCAAUUACAGGAUGAGGACAUUUGUGUUGGGGAGCCUGAGAAUCUUGAACCCUUAGGUUGUCCAGAACCUCUGGGCUAGUGGAAACAGCAUUAUCCAGUUUGGUAGGGAGCACAGCCUGCCCUGGCCUUGACAUUUUGCAGAGGCUUUAUCUGAGAUAGUUGUGUCAUGAAGUGACUUGACCUCCUUAAGACCUACCCCUGUGACUUCUCAUUGACUCCAAACUGUUUACUAGGUUUAGGUCUCAGCAUACUCCAGGGGAGAAAUACAGUCCUUUCUUGAGGAGGGUAGAUUACACUCUGAACUGCAGACUAUGGUCAAAGUGUACUGACUAGAACCCAGGAAGUAUGUCUGGGAGUAGCUCUUGAGGGUGUUGGAUCAAUGAGUAGGGUGAGGGAAGAAUGCAGAGCUUGAUAGGAGAGAGUGAUAUUUGAGCAAGCUCUGGCACAGAUGUCUGGAGUUGAUCCUAACAGACUUCAAGGAUGGUGUAUUGAAGAUACAGUGCACAUGCCAGAAAUUAUUUGGCAUAGUAUUGAGGAAUGGUUCAGAAGGCUCAGGGAUGUGAGAAUGUUAGAAUGGAUUUGUUGUUUGAAACCAGAGGAGCUAGCAUCUGAAUUUUCCCUGGGAAGACCUAGAUGAUACUCAUAACUAAGGCAAUCAGACAUGUAAUUAUUGAGAGUAUACGAGAAACUUUGAGAAGAAACUUUGAGAAGACAACUAGAAUUGAUAAAAGAUGAUGCCAUUAUACUGGAUUCUGUGGUGUCAACAGAUGUAGAUAGAUUGGAAUGCAGAAAGCUUGAAGGACAAAUUGUGGAACUUGACUGUCAGAGGCCCAUAAUUAACUUAUGGGCACCAAAGUAUGAGUUGGGAUAAAUUUAACUUCAUAAUGUUCCAAGGUGCAAGAUAGAAGGACAGCUGAUUAAGAUAAGUUGUGUAAAGUUGUGAAACUGCCUUUACCUCACCUCUCUGAUAAACCUGAGAAUUGGCAAGCAGAAGGCUGACAUCAUGGUAAUGAAAACUGUAGUUCUCACCUGGUUUCCAGAUUCAAGGCAGUUCAGAGCUAUAGCUCAAGAUGGAGAGAGAGCCCUGAUUCUUUCAGGAAUAUCCUCAGAUGUAUUUGAUAAAUAUCCCUUGAUCCUUUCUCACAGAGGCAGUCAUUUACCAUGUUAUCAAGGUAACUAUGCAGGGGAUUAAGAGAAAUACUCAGAAUUUUCAGCCAUGAGUACCAAGUCUUCACUGACAUGGAUUCCAAAGGAUAGAAAACACCAUUGUGGUCCACUGGUUAGAGUAAAGUUUGUGCACAUGUGUGUGAUUUGUUUUGUUUUAGACAAAGCUCUUGCUAUAUUUCCCAGGUUAGUUUCAAACUCCAGGGCUCAAGUAAUCCACCUACCUUAGCCUCCUUACAGUAGUAGUUGGGGCUGCAAGUAUAUACCAUCACGCCCGAUUUACAAUAAGAUUUUAUGGAAACCCCGUAACAAAUUGAGUCUUAGCCAGUCUAGCUCACAAUGGGUAAAAUGGGUCUGCCUCCACUUUGUUUAUUUCUGCAGUCUCUCUCUAUACAUAUAAUUGGAGAAGACAUACAGUAGUUUGAAGCUGAUAGAAUCCCUGGACCUAUACUGGUAGCCUUUGCUUUUUGUCCCAGGGCUUCUCAGAUAGAGCAGGACAGUGUUAUUGACCAAUGGAUCACAUAGUAUAAAGUCUGUAUGGAUAUAGAAGACUUGAACAACAUUAUUAAUCAACUUGAUCUAAUUGACAUUUAUAGAGCACUCAAGCCAGUAACAGAAUAUAUCUAUUUUUAAUACAAAUGGAACAUUUAGUAAGACUGAUCACAUAGAUCACAAGAUAAGUUUCAGUGGUUUUUAAGAUGAUUAAGAUCAUAAAGUAUGUCCUCUUGAGCACAAAAUUAAAUUAGAUGAGAUCAGGUGCGUUCAGAGUGGUAUGGCUGUAGACCACAAAAUUAAAUUAGAAACCAACAACAAAGAUCUCUGGAAGAUCUCCAAAUAUUUGACAAUUAUAUAACACAUGUCUAAAUACUGUGGGCCAAAGAAAACAAUUAACAGGGUAAUAGUAUUUUUAACUGAAUGAGUGUGAAAACAGUAAUAUUUGUGGGAUGCAGUUACAGCAGUACCUAGAGGGAAUUUAUAGCACAAAAUGCUUUACAUUAGUAAAGAAGAAAUAUCUUAAAUCAGUGAGCUCACCAUUUACCUUAUGGAGAUAGAAAAAGAAGAGCAAAUAAAAAUGAAAGUAUAUAGGAAAUAAGGAAUAAGAAAAAAUCAGCGUGAGUUGAAAUAAAAACAACAAAAUUAAUAAAACUAAAGCUUUGGUUUUGAAAUCAAUGAAACUGACAAACCUGUAGCCUGAUUGAUCAGUGAGAGAGAAAUGACACAAAUUACCAAUGUUAGGAAUGAGAGUGGUGACAGCACUGUAGGCUCUACAGGUAUUAAAAGGCUACUAGGGGAAUAGUAUAAUUUUAUGCCAAUUAUUUUGAUAAUGUAGAUGAAAGGGACAAAUUUCUUGAAAAACAUGGAGUUGUAAAUAAUAAAUAAGUCCCCCUCCUGGGAUCUUUGAGUCAUUCUGAUAUGGCCACAUAAAUUACAGAGAAAUAGAUGAAAUUAAAGGAUUUAUUAUGCUAUAUGUCCUAGAGAAGGGAGACAAGGCAUAUCACAUGGUGCUAUGUGGGGGAGCAGGUACCAGGAGAGCAGGCUGAGUGAAGCAGGCGGUGAGCUCAGAGAAAGUGAAGAGUUUGGUGAUUACUCUUGACUGUCAACCUGCUUGGGUAAAAGACUCCUGGAAGAUUAGUAAAACACCCUUCUGCGUGUAACAGGGUGUGUCUGUAAGGUGUUCCCAGAGAAGACUGGCAUGUGGGCCAGCGAAUUGAGGGCAGAAAACCUUCCCUGAAUAUGAGUGGUAUCAUUCAAUACAAUAUGAGCCUGGUGGAACAAAAGCAGGAAGAGGAAACCAGCUAGUGCUUGCAAGUUUGAUUCUGCUUGAGCAUGUGUGUCUCUUGCUGCUGCCAUUACCUGGAAAUAGCCAACUCCAGCUUCUUCAGUCUUUCAAAGUGGACUCACAUCAGUGAAUCUCCAGGAAGCUUGCAGGCCUUCAGCCUUGAGGGUCGCACCAUUGGUCCAUCUUGUUCUGAGGCUUCUAACUUCUUGAACUGUAUAGCUACUGGGUUCUCUGGCUGGCCAGUGUGCAGAUGACAAUUGUGGGACUAUCCAGCUUCUGAACCUGUAAACCAGUCUAAUAAAUCCCUUUUUGUAAUGACGUGUA